Messenger RNA from Anguilla rostrata (American eel), 2196 nucleotides. RefSeq names its product zinc finger DHHC-type palmitoyltransferase 23b (gene zdhhc23b). The record is from RefSeq and is a predicted model, not a curated record. Gene Ontology annotation, molecular function: protein-cysteine S-palmitoyltransferase activity. Lineage: Eukaryota; Metazoa; Chordata; Actinopteri; Anguilliformes; Anguillidae. Bases 493 to 1725 code for a protein of 410 amino acids. Gene Ontology annotation, biological process: peptidyl-L-cysteine S-palmitoylation; protein targeting to membrane. Gene Ontology annotation, cellular component: Golgi apparatus; endoplasmic reticulum. The transcript is spliced from 6 exons.
UGAACGCGUCGGAAAGAUACAUCUUCGUGAACCCGCACGUUGGACGCACUCUCGUGGCACCACCCAUCAACAGGAACAUAAAGUGGAGUGUAGUCCACGCUGUUUGUAUGGUGAACAAUAGUGAAACACCUUGAAGCGUGUUUAGUACGACUGAAAUCAUAUAAGAAGGAAAUAUCUGUCCUGAUGUUAUCAGAAUACAUCUAAAAGCUGACACGAUUUUCUCAAGGAACGUUUUAACUCCCCAUGUCACACAGCCUUCACCCCAGCUGAUCCUGGAUCCUCUCCGAGAAUCGGUAGUUGCCUGUGACCCAUAGGAAAAAGCAUGCAAGCUGUAGGAAAACAAAGUGAGGCAUGUACUUGUUUUUUCUUAUCCUUCACAUCAACAGUACCCCACAAUGUCUCUUAAACUGGGCCAAAGCAUUGAAGUUGGUUUGCUCAAGUUUGCUGAAAAAGGCUUGUGAGUGUGUACAAUAGACUGAAAGGCCAGCCAUUAUGGCGAAGAGAGCCAGAAAGGCAGCAGAGCCAGAAGAUCCUCUGUGCUGCUGUGAGUUUGUGAACCAUGAAGGGGAACGGACUCACAUGGCAGCCUGCUUCUGUGACUGUGAGCACCUGGAUCAGGCCUGUGAUAGGUGGCUCAAGGGGGAGGCCCAGAAAGAGGGCGCCCUCUCGCAGGUGGUUGCGGUAGUGCAGGACAGACUGCGGGUGCCCUGGCUCUAUGGGGCGAGGCAGGUCGACCUGUCUGUCAUUCCGCCACUGGUGCUGCUCCCUGUCCUACUGCGCCUGGCAGCACUGCACUUGUUCCUGGGUGUGUUGGUGAUGAUUGGGCUGCCAGUGCUGGUGCUGUGGUACUACUAUGCAACGCACCGGAGGAAGGGCCGAAGCCUCUUUUUCCUCAGCCUCGCUCUUUUCUCCCUCGGCUACAUGUACUACCUCUUCCUCACGGAGGUGGUGCCGCGAGGUGACGUAGGCCUCCUGCAACUCUGUACUGUGACGAUAGGUGUGGUGUUCACCUUGUUCUUCCUCGCCUUGACCAAGAGGGACCCGGGGUAUUUGAAGCCCCACCCAGCUGACACCCAAAACAGUGUGAUCGACCAUGGCGGUCCACCUGAGCUCGCCUGCGCCCCCCGCAAUGGCGUAAGUCCGGCGGUGCAGUUGUACGCGAGGUCCAGUGAGAGCGCGAAGAGUAACUGGUGUCACACCUGCAGGGUCGUGCAGCCUCCUCGAGCAGGGCACUGCCGAAUCUGUGGCUUCUGUGUUCGCCGCUUGGACCACCACUGUGUCUGGAUUAACAGCUGCGUGGGACAGGCCAAUCACCGCUGCUUCCUGCUGACGAUCCUCCUCUUCCUGUUAACAUCAGUGUAUGGGAUAAGCCUGGUUCUACGCAGUGUGUGUCCCAAGCAGAACACGCUGUUUGCCCUACUGUACUGCCCUGGAGUCUAUACCCAGUACAGCACGGCAUUGUGUUUCACCUGUUCCUGGUACUGCAGCAUUGUGACAGGGGGGUUGCUGCACCUGCUCGUAGUGCAGUUCUUCAAUGUCAGCUACAAUGUGACAGAGCGUGAGGCACGACUAGCCCUACGUCAGAAGCAGGGACGAAGACACCUGUGGGGCCUCAUCGUCGAUACCGGGACCUACUCGCGUGGUUUUCUCGGCAACUGGACCGAGUUCUUGACCAUGAGUUCUUCCACUGAUGGCCCCUCCUUAAGCCUUACUGACCUUGUGUAGCACCCUGUUUCUCGUACGUCAAAGACGUGGGAUUUAUGCAGCUGCAAAAAAUAUUUUGCCAUGGUGCUGAUGGGUGGUGAAAUUCAAUUCUGCAAUCUCAGUACAUGUGCAUGCACACUUAGCUUCACCUCCUGUCAGCACUUGUGCAGUUCCCUUUUGUUUUGGGUUGGUGUGGUUGGCUUCCUGGCUUUUCCACUGUAUAUCGCUGGAUGGCAGUAUGGUAUCACUAGCCAACAUGCAGGCAAACUCUAAUGGUGUAUAUUUGGUCACAUAUAUACUAUAGAUAUUAGGCAUUUGAGGUUUAGCACAAUACUGCCCUUGCAUUACAUUUAUAGGGACUCAUCUCUCAUUAUCUUCUCUGUGCCUUGUUACUGAAUUUCUGCACAUUGGUUGCCCAGAAAUGUGGUCAUAUCAGUCAGUAAAAUGCAGUGCUCUCACUGGUUGCAAGUGACCCUGGCCCAUAUUUUGACA